Messenger RNA from Dermochelys coriacea (leatherback sea turtle), 2630 nucleotides. RefSeq names its product INSM transcriptional repressor 2 (gene INSM2). The record is from RefSeq and is a predicted model, not a curated record. NCBI's taxonomy places the organism in Eukaryota, Metazoa, Chordata, Testudines, Dermochelyidae. Gene Ontology annotation, molecular function: RNA polymerase II cis-regulatory region sequence-specific DNA binding; DNA-binding transcription repressor activity, RNA polymerase II-specific. Bases 69 to 1487 code for a protein of 472 amino acids. Gene Ontology annotation, cellular component: transcription repressor complex; nucleus. The transcript has a single exon. Gene Ontology annotation, biological process: regulation of cell cycle process; neuron differentiation; negative regulation of transcription by RNA polymerase II.
UCCUGGGGGGCUGCAGGCUCAGCCCGGCGGCCUGGCCCGGCCCUCGCCACCGCCCCGCACGCGGGAAGAUGCCCCGGGGCUUUCUGGUAAAGCGGAGCAGGAGGGCGGGCGGCUCCUACAGGGUGCGCCGCCAGGAGAGGGACCCCCGGCAGCCUCUGCAGGCGCCCCCCGCCCAGGAGCCCCCGCUGGCGGCGGAGGCCGGCCCAGCCUUGUCCCCGCUCCCCAAAGCCGCCCGGGAGGGAAGGGAGCCGGUCGCCCCGCCGCCGAGCCCGGAGCCGGCUCCUGGGGUAGCCACUUGCCGGCCAACUCCGCCCGAGGGCCCGGGGGGCGCCUGCAGCGCGGCGGGGCUGAGGAAGGCUUUCUUCGAGCGCUGCCUCAGCUCGCCCGCCUCCGCCCAGUCCUUGCCGCCCGCCGAGAGGCGCCUGCUGCCGCCCCGCACGCCCCUCCCCGCGCCGGGCGGCCGCCUGGCCCCGGAGCCGCUCUGCCCGGCGCUGAAGCGGCCGCCCCGGGCCAAGGCGCCGGCCAAGAAGCCCAAGGCCCUGCGGAAGCUCAGCUUCGCCGACGAGGUGACCACGUCGCCCGUGCUGGGGCUGCGGAUCAAGGCGGAAGGGCCGGAGGGCAGGGCCGGGCCCCCCGCGGGCGGGCGCACGCCGCUGGGCGAGUUCAUCUGCCAGCUGUGCAAGGAGCAGUACGCCGACCCCCUGGCGCUGGCCCAGCACCGCUGCUCGCGCAUCGUGCGCGUCGAGUACCGCUGCCCCGAGUGCCACAAGAUCUUCAGCUGCCCCGCCAACCUGGCCUCGCACCGCCGCUGGCACAAGCCCCGCCCCGCCGCCAGCGCCGACGGCCCGGGCGCCAAGAAGCCCCCGGGCGCCCCGUGCCCCUCCGAGGGGAAGGAGAACAGCAGCGCGCCGCGCCCCGCAGCCCCGGAGGCGCCGCGCCAGCCGCCGCCGCCCGAGCAGGAUCAGCACCCCAGCGCCGCGGACAGCUCCUGCUGCCGAGACCUGAAGCCCGCCGGCCAGAGCGCCCUGGGCGGGGCGGGCGGCGAGGGGCUGGGGGAGGCGGCCCCUCCGGGCCCGAUCCCCGGCGGCAACGAGGUCUUCGUCUGCCCCUACUGCCACAAGAAGUUCCGCCGCCAGGCUUACCUGCGCAAGCACCUCAGCACCCACGAGGCGCCCCGGCCGGCGGCCUACAGCCCCCUGGAGCGGGGCCAGAUCACCUUCCCCUGCCACCUGUGCGGGGCUCACUUCCCUUCGGCGGACAUCAGGGACAAGCACCGGCUGUGGCACGCCGUGCGAGAGGAGCUGCUGCUGCCCAUGGUGCAGCCCGAGAGCAGUGCCGCGGAAGGGGAGCAGCAGAUCUUCUCCUGCAAGCACUGCCCUGCUACCUUCUUCAGCUCGCCGGGGCUCACCAGGCACAUCAACAAGUGCCACCCCACGGAGAACAGGCAGGUCUUUCUGCUCCAGAUGGCGGUCAGACCUGGCUGCUAAUGAGUAAGAGGGCAUGGGAAAGCACGGGCGCCGCCAGGGGACUCUCGUUCAUGGGCAUCAGAGACCCUUUAAACUGGUGUUUGAAAUGUGUAGUGCUCCCGGGGGAAGGGGUGGAUUUGGUUGUAGUCUGCAGCGUCAAUGACUCUCCUAUAGUUUGAAUAGUUGAUUUGAUAGGAUUCUUCAAAACCACCGGUAAACUAAACGAAUCCUAUCCAAGCUGUAAUUCCUAUGGAAAGUCGCAGUGUGUGCAUACAGGUCUACAAAGGAAAAAUCAGGACGGGGCAGGGGAGAGGCUGCCAAGUGGCAGCGAACGGAAAGUCCCGCUGCCAUCAUGCCAAAAGUUUAAGAAGUCAACCACAAGUUGACUACGAAUUAUACUUGCUGCCUUAAUGGAUUUAGACUGCAAUGUGUAUCUGUGAAUCCAAGAAGUGUGAGAGAAUUAGGGACUAGAGUCAUAUUUUCAGUAAAGUUGGGGCGUUGGUUCUAGCCAUGGCCCCCCCUUUACCAUUGAAAGUUAGUAACAGUAUUUUGAAGAGCUCUUAUACAAUGCUUGAAGAGACGAAAAGUAUCCAAACGCAAAAACCUCGGGCGGGCUGUGGGCUUUGGGGAGUGCUGGGGAAGCGGCUACUGACAAAGUGAAAGUAAAUAAUCUUCUGUCCUCUCUCCCCCAGGCUAGAAAUAAAUAUCCUAUUUAAAAAGAGUAUUAUUUUUCCUUAAAAAAGGAAGACUGGCUUAGUUAAACUGUUUUAACAGAAGCCCCAGCUCCUCAAUUUUAAUAAUUUAUCAUGAAGUGUUUUCUUCGCUGUAUCCUGUAUUAAAAGUACAUAAAGUUAAGUGUUCAUAUUAAGUCAGUGUCAAGUCCUAUAUAACUAGCAAUACUUAUGGAGAAUUAACCGUACUGUCUGCUGUUGGUUAUUAUUGGCUAUUAAAAUAUGAAGUGUUAACUGCUUGUUAGCUAUUUGCGCAUUUUCUGAUCACUGUAUGUUGUAUACUCUAGAAAAUGUAGUGUAAGCGAAACGCUCCCCUCUAACAACUGGAAAGCUUUUGCGAUUUUAGUGGGUUGCUAGUUUAGCCACGACACUACACAGAAAUGGGUACGUUCCUUGCAUUGUGUUUUAUCCAGAACAAGGGCAAAGAGCACCA